CAGAGAGUCAAACUUUAACACAAAAACAAAGACUCGAGAGGGAGAGAAAAUCGAAAUGGAAAAACCACCACCAUCACCGCCACCAACAGCAAACUCACCCCAAUGGUCAGGUCUCAAUCGAGACCUACUCGAAAAGAUAGCAAAAUGCAUCGACACUCGAACCGAUGUUCUCCAUUUCCGCGCCGUUUGCCCCACAUGGCGCUCUUCCACUCCUCUCCCACCAAAAACCUCAUUGCCUCCUCUCAUCAAACUUCCCUUCCCAAUUGGCCCAAACCCUCGUCUCAACCCCAAGCGCCGUGGCCACUUCACUCUCAAAGAAUCCACAAUCUUCUCCAUCGAACCCAUCACCAAAAUCUCAAACUCUUAUUAUUCCACCACCAAGACCUGGUUGAUCAAGAUCGAGUUUUUAACUGCUUCAAAUGAACCCAACACUAAAGUCCUUCUCAAGGAGCCUCUUUCAAGGUUUGCUUUUGAGGGUCUGAACCAAAAGUUGCCUAAAGUUUUGAACUUGCUCGACUAUAAGGUCUCCGAGGUGAGUAAAGUUUGUGGGCUUGAGUUUGUUGCUGUUGGGAAAAACCCAGAUGAGAUUGAUUUUAACGAAAUGAAAUCCAUCAGGAUUAGGAAAGUUGUAGUGUCGGACUCGAAGAAAGAUCAGGACUUUGCGAUCAUGGCUGUUCACACUGGCGCAAAACUUGGUGUGUGGAAAAUGGGUGAUAAGAAGUGGACUAACAUAGAUGAUGGGAGAGAGAGAGCUCUUUAUGAUGAUGCUGUUUAUUAUAAGGGAAAGUUCUACGCUGUGGAUAUCAAUGGGUUGGCUAUUUCCGUGGAUUCUUCUAUGAAGAUCAAAAAGGUUGCGCAUCCUUUACCUCGUUUUGGGUUUGGACAUGGUGGUCAGUUCAAGUAUUUGGUGAAGUCCCCAGAUGAGUUGUUUUUGGUGGACAAGUAUUAUGAUGUGGAAAGGGAAAUGUUUGAGGAUGAGCGUGUGGAUUCUGAUAGCGACAGUAGUGAUUUUCCACUUUAUUUGAUGGUGUAUAAGUUGAAUGAGGAAGAGUGCGAGUGGGUUAAGGUGAAGAGCUUGGGGGACUUAGCGUUAUUUGUGGGUGAUGAUUGUUCUUUCUGUGUUUCAGUUAAGGAUUACGUUGGAUGCAAGGCAAAUUGUGUGUAUUUCACUGAAGAUUCGUUCAGCAAAGGUGGAAGGGAUGAUUAUCCUGGUUAUGACACUGGGUUGUUUGAUUUGGAGGAUGGUACUGCUUCUCCAUUGUCAGCUUUUCCUGGCUAUUCUAAGGUUUUCUGGCCACCCCCAACUUGGCUCAAGGCUAAUUCUUGCUCAUCAGGCAUAACUGCGGUGACAAGUACCUUCAAUCAAAAGUUACAGAUAACAGGUCAUAGUCCAUGAGUCCGACCAACUUGCAAAAAAGGAAGAUUUAUGUACUUGAGGAUUUGUUAUCUUUUGCAGCUUUGGACUGAUGAUGAAGACUAAAACAUCACACUGAAGUUUGUUCUACACAGUUGUAGUAUUUACUAUUAAUCUUUUAGCUCCUUUUGUUGUUAAUCUCUUAGGAAUUAUGGUGCUGUUAGUAUUUUGGCUUUUAUAUAGUUAUUUACUAUCAAUCUUUUAGCUCCUUUUGUUGUUAAUCUUUUAGGAAUUAUGCGGCUGUUAGUAUUUUGGCCUUUACCUACUAAUAGUUUUAAGUUGGUAGUUCUUUGCUGUUUCAUCUAUGUGGGGAUUGUUAUCAACUUUAUUUUCUGUGUUUAUGAACUAUUUAA
Molecule: messenger RNA, 1767 nt
Organism: Quercus lobata
Lineage: Eukaryota; Viridiplantae; Streptophyta; Magnoliopsida; Fagales; Fagaceae
Product: F-box protein SKIP23-like
Exons: 2
Coding region: 56-1396 (446 amino acids)
Source: RefSeq, a predicted model, not a curated record